AUGCAGCAAGAAGCAGUGAGAUGCAGAGUUCGAACCAGAAGGCCUGACAUGGCACUUUAUGUACCUAAAGCUCGAAGGGGUGUUGAACUCCUCAAGACAGGGGAUGAGGAAAAAAGCUGUGGUUCACCUAAUUCUGUGGUGGAAGAAGAACAAAAAAAUUGUCCCUCCCAAAAGGAAAUCUUUAGAGAAAAACCUAAGACUCAAAGAUUAAGUAUUUAUUCUGAUAAAAAGGAGCACAGUCGAAAGGAAGGAAAGAAAUCUUCAACAAAAUUAAGAAAAGACACGUGCCUUCCAGAAAACAAUGAGGUUAGGAUUUGUACUAAGAGAGGAGCCACAGAAUCGAAAGAAAUACUAUCCCAAGGACAUCAUCAGCAAGGAGUCCUCCAUUCUGGGACUGUACAUACUAUACCUUUACAAAGACAUUUUAAACCAAAGAAGACGGAGGUUGAAACCACAGAUGUGACAGGACAUGAGAGGUUCCCUCUAUCUCAGUCUUGUUCAGAAAUCUGUGAGGCUCCAAUUUUAAACAAACCAUUCCAAAAUGUGGAAUUCUGUGAUUUCAGUAGGCUUGAACUAAGUGGGGAAACAUGUGAAAACAAAGAUUUAGAAAGCAGAAUUGAAACAAAUGCCAACGUUGUAGAAAUACAAUAUCAGUUUCCUGGAGUUUUAAGUUCUGUUUUGAGACCAGAGAGUAUGAUCGGACCAGUAAAACUAAGCUCUGAUUCUGAAAUUGUGCAACAAGGCAUGCAAACAUCUGGUGGAAUGUUGAAGCUCAGCAGUGGAGGCAUCACCACCGUUCCUGUUCCUGGAAGUCCAGAUGGUGUCACUGACCAACCUUGUGUAGACUUUGAAGCUGAGAAUGUUGGUGACAUAGCCAAUAGUAUAGAUUUCAUCUUGGGUCAGAAAGGUAUAAAUUCCAUUCCUGAGACAACGGGUCACAUCUCUCAUAAAAUGACUUCAGUCAACACAUUAGAGAGCACAGAUGGCAUUUUUGAUCCAGCGAUGAUUAGAGAGUGUGAGGAGAAUGACAACACUGCUGAUGAGUUACGCAUAAAGUAUGAGCCUUCUGUUACAGUUGCUCUUGUUCAUGAAACAGAUACAGGUAAUGGACUUAAGAGUGUAGGUGACAUUACAAAAAAGGCGUGCAUGAUGGACAUUACAGAUACCAUGUCUGAUCAAGUUACUGUAGACAGCCCUUGUGUCGUUGCAGUUAGAAUAGCUGGCGAAGCCUAUAGCAAUACAAGUAGUUUCUCAGAAUAUUUAGAAAUGAGUACAGAUACAACCCCUUUUCAUGUAGCUAGAGGUGGGAAUGACACUGAAAAUUUCAGCAACCUCACUGCUUGCUCAGAUAUUUACGCUGAUAGUAUUUCAUGUAGUUUCACAGAGUCAACAGGAAAGUUGACAGAGAGCUCAUCAGAUUGUGCUUCAUCCUUGCCUAUAAAGAAGAUUGCUGGUGGUAAUUUUAACAUCUCUUUGGACUCUGAACUCAGUUUGUUAAAUGAGACAAAAGUACUUUCAGAUAGUGCCUUGGACAAUGAUCUAGAUUGUACUAAUGAUAUAACAGAAGCAUUGCAUGAACUGAAAACUGAAGAGUUUAAAACAAAAGAGGAAGAUGACUCAGAGAAUAUAGAAUUUGGUAUAUCCUUUCCUGGUAUAGAAUCAGUUUCUGUAGAGACAUCUAUGGAAUCGAAAACGAUAGAAAUUUCUCACAUGGAGGAAAGUACAGCUACUGAGGAGAGCUGGGAGUCCAUGUUUAAUGAUGAUGGUGACUGCCUGGAUCCACGUCUUCUACAAGAGUUGUCAGGGAAUAUGAAGAAUACAAAUAGGAUCCAGGAACCUAGAUUUGAUUAUUAUAAUAAUGAAGUUCCUGAUAUUGACCUCAGUGAUUGUGAAUUCCCACAUGUCAUUGAAAUUUAUGACUUCCCUCGAGAAUUUCGUACUGAAGACCUCCUACGGGUUUUCUGCAGUUAUCAGAAGAAAGGAUUUGAUAUUAAAUGGGUGGAUGACACACAUGCCCUAGGAGUAUUCUCCAGUCCAAUUACAGCUCGUGAUGCUCUGGGUAGUAAACAUACCAUGGUGAAGAUCCGGCCCUUGUCACAGGCCACAAGAGCAGCCAAGGCCAAAGCUAGAGCUUAUGCUGAGUUCCUCCAGCCAGCAAAGGAGCGGCCUGAGACUUCUGCAGCCCUAGCUAGAAGGCUAGUCGUCAAUGCCCUUGGGGUUCGAAGUAAGCAGAGCAAAACUGAACGGGAAGCAGAACUCAAGAAACUACAAGAAGCCCGAGAAAGAAAACGGUUGGAAGCCAAGCAACGAGAAGACAUCUGGGAAGGCAGAGACCAAUCUGCAGUUUGA
Molecule: messenger RNA, 2349 nt
Organism: Pipistrellus nathusii (Nathusius's pipistrelle)
Lineage: Eukaryota; Metazoa; Chordata; Mammalia; Chiroptera; Vespertilionidae
Source: the annotation of a GenBank genome assembly